Messenger RNA from Dentiscutata heterogama, 824 nucleotides. Lineage: Eukaryota; Fungi; Glomeromycota; Glomeromycetes; Diversisporales; Gigasporaceae. The record is from the annotation of a GenBank genome assembly.
AAAAAAAAAUAUUCAUUAUUUUGAAACUGCUGAAUUUAAAGAAAAAUUUAAACUCGCAAUUGAAAGUAAUCUUCCAGGGUUUUUUUCCAACAAAAAUGAUUUUAAUUUUAAGCAUACAAUCGAACAACUUUUAGCUCCUUGUAAAAAAACUCGAGGAAAACGAGAUAGAAUUACACGACCUCAAAAUGCAUUUAUCUUGUACCGAAAGGAUAUUCAAAGUGAAAUUAUCAAAGAAAAUCCAAGUGUAAAACUCGAACAAAUUUCCAAAAUUGUUGGAGAAAGAUGGGCAAAUGCUUCAGACGAAACAAAAAAUCGUUACACUAUAUUAGCAGAACUUUGUAAUCGCGUCCACCGUGAUAUUUUCCCAGAUUAUAAAUUUAUACCAAAGUCGAAAGAAAGAGGAAAAAAAGCACUUAGGAUUAUGCCUGUCAAAUCUGAAAAAGAAUCAUUAAGGCCAUGGUCACUUUUAUCAUCUAUUGUAGCAUUCAGUGAACCACAUCCUUCUUUGAAUGAAACUAUUCCUCAAGAAAGUUUUGAAUCAGUAAAUAUGCUUCAAGAAACACAAUUUGCAACUGAAUCGCAAUAUUUGAAUUCCCUGAAUGAUUUAUUUCAGGCGAAUGACCAAUUUGAAACAAAUCAAGUUACUUAUUUUGACUAUGAAAUUCAGUCAACUGAAAUUUUACCAUUUAGUUCAAAUGAAAAUAUUAGUAAUGACAUAACUUUACCACAAGAUUUUGGUAGUUAUUCAAUUACAACUUUAAAUUAUAAUCCCUUCCAAUCAAAUGCGGAUCUUGAUUUUGGUGCAUUGGAUCCAGAACAAUUAU